UCCAAUCUGGGUUGGCAAAAACUUGGGCUGUGACGUUGCAAAAGAAAGGUCUAUAGAGCAAUGCAUAGGCAAGGGAGCAUAGGAUAGGGUUAGGUUUUGUAUUGGUUGAGGUUUGCUGUUUGCUGUAAAAACUCGGAGGUACCUUCAAGUGAAGAGUUAACAUUGUAUACAACUCAACAAAUGCAAAGAAGAAGGCAACAUAGCAGUGAUACAAAGACAAACAAGUGUACAGCAGCAGCAUCAAGAUGGCUGCUGGUGGUGUUAACAAUCAAUCAAUGAUAAACACAGCAUCUGAAGAUCAAUUUGAAUGCCCGAUAUGCUCUGACCGCUACACAGACCCAAGAGUCCUUGACUGCAUGCACAGUUUCUGCUACAAAUGCCUCUGUGAACUCCAAAAAAGUCAAGUUAAUCCAAAGAUAUCUAAAGUACCAUGUCCCUUGUGCAGACGCCAGACCAGCCUGACUGUAGAGGGUGUGGCUGGUCUACUCGAAGACCUUAAAUUAAGUGCUGCUAUGGAUGAGUUUGCAUUUGAUGAACAGGUUACAAGAGGUCAAAGUUCAAGUAUCAAAUGCCAAGCCUGUAAUGAUGACAAAAAUUGGGCCGUUUCAAGAUGUAUGCAAUGUGAUCAUUUCCUCUGCCCUGAAUGCCAAGCACAACAUACCCGCAUGACUCUUAUGAAAUCCCAUCAAAUCUACACUCUGGCUCAGUUUCAAUCUGGGGAAGUCAUCUACAAGAGUAAAAUCAGGGAGUAUGUUCCAAAGUGCAAGAGGCACACAGACCAGCAUCUCAACAUCUACUGUGAGACAUGUCAGCAGUUAAAAUGCACAACCUGCAGCAUUCUUGGCCAUGGAGGCAAAGAGCAUUCGCUGGUUGACCUACCUGAGGCAGUACACAAGUGCAAAGAAGAGGUGGACACUCUUGUUGGGAAAGUGAAACAGAACAUGACAGAGCUGAAGAGAGUCAUCAAAGAAGCAGAUAAGUCCCAAAACAAAAUGUACUUGUUGCUUGGUCAGACAAACAAGAAAAUUACCAAACGAGCAGAGAAGGAGUUUGCAAAGAUACAAGAAAUGGAGCAAAAAGUCAAAAAAGAGGAGACGAAACUGAAGCAAGAGGCAGACAGAAUCGUCCAGGACAAUGCCAAGGUAUUUGAUGCUGCUCAAAAGACAAAUAAAACGCAGUUGAAAAAUGCGGAGUACAAACUGAAUGAAGUACAUCUCCUCAUGACCCAAGGGAGCCAGCAUGAGAUUCUAUCCCUCAAGCAGAAAAUCCUUCACAACCUCAAUGAACUAGUUACGGACAUAAAGUCUGAGAAUGUGCCCAAUGCAUUGGGCUACUUAGACUUUGAAGAAAAUGAACAGUCACUUGGAAGAGUUGUACACAAAGAACUGGUGCAACAGGACAAGGAUAACGCAUCAACAAGAUCCACAACUUUGUAUCCAAAAUGGAAACUGAAAGAAGUGAUAUUUGGACUGGCAAAUAAAGGAUUCAGCUGUAAAAAGAGUGUUGCAAAAUUCUCUAACAACCACAUUGUUGCAGUGGACACUGCCCACAAUCAGUUGAUAACAUUCAGUCCAAAUUCUGUAGAUACCUUGACAAAACUUAACUUCAAUGGUCUAGCUAAUCCAAUUCAUGUUGUAGUGAACAAAGAUGACCAUCUUAUUGUUAUCGACAAGAAAAGAACAACGUUUGUCAAGACAUUCAGUAAGAAGCAAAAACUCAUGUGGCAGUUCAUACCUGGUAGAGAAAUCAACAAUGACCCAACCUGCCUUGCUGUGGAUGAAAACAAUCUCAUUGCAGUUGGUUACAUGUGCAGAGAGGAGAUCACCCUUCAUAACCCAGAUGGAUCCUUCAUCAGAAAACUCCUUGCACCAGGGAUUACUGAGUAUUUAACAAUGCACAACCAGCGCCUCAUCUACACGAACUCAGAGAAAUCAAGGUUAAUAUCAGUGACGUACAAUGGCAGUGUCGUAUUUACAGUGGAUCUGAUUGAUCUAGCAGAUCAAGAAAAAUUGAAACCAACUGGUGUACUCUGUGCAUGGGAUGGUAGCAUUUACGUUGCUGUAUGUAAACCAUCCAUCAUUCCUGUAUCAAGUGAAAUACAGCAAUUCAGUUCUGAUGGCAAAUACAUUGGUUAUAAUCCUACAGGUUUUCGUAACAUGUAUGGCAUGACUUUCACUUCAAAUGGGGACUUGGUAGUGGCUGCAGAAGACUGUUUUAAGAUCUAUGAACAAGAAAUCUAACUAACAUUCUUGUGGAUUUUAAAGUUUAUUGUACAUCAAGAUGUCAAUCAUAACUCACGUGCAUGAGCAUUUGGGUUGAAAAAAACUACAACGAAUACAGACAUUCCCAAUGGGUACGAAAGAAAUCCACAGGCAAAUCACUUGAGUGGAUUUCAAACCCAUGACCUUUGCACUGCUAGAGCAGAUGUCCAACCAGUAGACCACUGUGCUAGCCCAGUAGCUAGAGAGGCAGUUUGAAUCCUAUGUUUUAGCAGUGAGAGCCACAAGGAUUAAGAUAAUUUUGCAUUGUGGAAAAGGAAUUCAUAAAAUUUGGUGUUACCCUUACAAUGGUGCAUGUAAAUAAAAGCACUGUAAAGUCAGUACUUUCGUAAGAUUUAAACUAACAUUUUUUAUCCCCGAUGCAAAAUUAACAUCCCCUUGAUAAUUCAUUUUGGUUUUACCAAUAUAUACACCGAUGUUUGG
This is a messenger RNA of Asterias rubens (European starfish), 2702 nucleotides long. RefSeq names its product E3 ubiquitin-protein ligase TRIM71-like. Gene Ontology annotation, cellular component: nucleoplasm; chromatin. Gene Ontology annotation, biological process: positive regulation of DNA-templated transcription. Bases 246 to 2240 code for a protein of 664 amino acids. Gene Ontology annotation, molecular function: ubiquitin-protein transferase activity; zinc ion binding. The transcript has 3 exons. Lineage: Eukaryota; Metazoa; Echinodermata; Asteroidea; Forcipulatida; Asteriidae. The record is from RefSeq and is a predicted model, not a curated record.